ACGCAUGGGAAUUUCAUGCUUUUGGUUGCCGCAUAAAACAUAUGUUACCGGUGAUCAAUACCUGCAUGAAAAAUGUUUGCCCAUCCAGGGACCUGGCCUAUUCAGCAAUUAUGUCAGCAUAAUUACAAAACGAGGUAUUGUAUACUUGCGUCAUUUAAUUGCCUAGCGCAAAAUACAAACAACAAACAACGAACCAAAGUAUAAUUACAUUGACGAACACGAUUAGGUGACUGUGUUGCGGCUCAUCGCUUCAUUGCACCUCUUUGUUUCGGGAAAGGUGAACGCAAUUUUAAUUGAAAUUAAUACCUAGACUUUUCCGGUUUCGAUUGAUUUAAAUAUCAAAAAGUUAAUUUUCGUGAAAUCAAGAUCUAGCAAAUACCAUUCAAUUAAUAUGACUGUAAAUACUAUACUAUUAAUUUCUUAAUUGUAUUUUUUAAGAAUCUAAGUUUAAAUACGAUACACAAUGUUAGCUAAAUCGGCAGCACUUUUCGUUUAUACAUGGAUAACGUUGUACUUAGUUUUAGGCGCAGGUGGUGAGUAGAAACAUAUUUUUGUAGAGAUAACGGAUUAAGUAAUGUUAUCAUACGUAUUUUAAAACUGAGUAUAAACAUAUGAAUUUACUCAUGUACUCACAUUAUACACAUUGUCUUGUUGUUGUAUACUCUGCUCUGGCUACCCGGCUAGCGCAGAACACUUGCUUACCACGCACACGGCCUAGGCUUACUCCAUACAAUGGAGUUGUUCACUAAUGCUAGACGUUCGAGUGUCAUAUAAAGAAAUUGACGCGAAAAUGCCCGUUUUUGAGAGUAAGUUUAUUAUUUGGGUAGACUAUUGCCUUUGAUUUGAUACGGUUUGUCCAGCUUUCUCCUAGCUACUCGAUCUUACAGGUACCUGCAACUGGCCCUCGGAGUUCGUUAACAGCGUCUGGGAAGACGAGAGAGGCGCCUUGGAAUUCACCUCAACCGGUAUGAGCGGCUGGGUCCUGUCAUACAUAGUGGAAACAGUGCAGACCAUAUCUAACUGGAGCUGUAACGACACCAGCCUCUAUUCAUCAAUGAGUCUCAUCGUGAUGAAGGCAAACAAUUUAAUUGCCUUCUCAGACUUUGACUUUAUUGGCUUCCUCUGCCUGCACCUGACAAAGCUCACGGACGUGUCCUACCGCUACUACAUAUAUUCACCUAUUCAACAUGGGCUCGAGGGAAGCGCGCGUGCGACCAUGAUAAAUGCUUCCUUUAUGGUGACCGAUACGUUCACCCAGAUUUGCCAUUCUGGAUUGGCACGAGCUAACGUGUCGGAGUCCGGUGUCUGGAUAAAGGCCGGAAGUGCAAGCAGCGCCGCCGUCCUUUGUCCAUACAGCCUUCUGGCAAGGUACACUUUCAAAUACACAAAGACUGACGUUUGUAACGAAAAUGACGUCGGUGCAAUCAACAUAUGUGACGUCAAAACGCAGAUGGAGGCAAAUACGACGUGUGGCGUUCUAUAUCCGUUAUAUGCAGGCUCUUCCACGAGCCGCUGUGUAGAUGUUGUUGUUUCCAGUUCAAGCACGUACGUCACACUGCAUAAUGACGUUACAUCCAGCAAUACGUUCACUUACUCGUGUGUGGCGAUCAGUUCAGACGGCAAGUCGAUGUCUGUGACGCCCAACUACUGUAAGAAGGGCCAGACCCCCACCGCUGUUCCGGUUAGAAAUGAUUUUCAUGAGGAGGGGAGUGUCCUGGCUCUCACUAUUGAUGGAUGUAAGCCGACGUCACCCUGUCGUAAGUAG
Dreissena polymorpha is the source of this 1765-nucleotide messenger RNA. RefSeq lists its product as uncharacterized. The record is from RefSeq and is a predicted model, not a curated record. Bases 968 to 1765 code for a protein of 265 amino acids. NCBI's taxonomy places the organism in Eukaryota, Metazoa, Mollusca, Bivalvia, Myida, Dreissenidae. The transcript has 7 exons.